Molecule: messenger RNA, 2794 nt
Organism: Plasmodium reichenowi
Lineage: Eukaryota; Apicomplexa; Aconoidasida; Haemosporida; Plasmodiidae
Exons: 1
Source: RefSeq, a predicted model, not a curated record
AUGGAUCAACACAAAAAUAUUUUAGAAAUUUGUGGGAAGAAUGAUAUAUGUAAGGAAGAGAAGAAAGAACACGCUAAUGUAUUAUUAGGAUGCGCAAAAAAAGAAAAAGAGGAAAAGAAUUUGGUGGAUGAUAAAAUAUAUAAUGAAAAAAGCAAUCUUACUAAUAUAAUAAACAAUAAAAAUGAUAUAAUGAAAACAAGAGAUGUAAAAAAUGACAAAACAUUAAAGGAUGAUACAAUCGAAAGAAUUAAUCAAAAGGUCGUGAAAACCAAAAAGAAUCAUUUAAUAAAUGAAGAAGAAAAAAAUAUACCUGAAGAUAUAAAUCAGAAUGAUAAUAAAAGUAAACCUAACGAUAAUAAAAGUAAACCUAACGAUAAUCAAAGUAAACCUAACGAUAAUCAAAGUAAACCUAACGAUAAUAAAAGUAAACCUAACGAUAAUAAAAAUAAACCUAACGAUAAUAAAAAUAAACCUAACGAUAAUAAAAAUAAACCUAACGAUAAUAAAAAUAAACCUAACGAUAAUAAAUGCAUUAUGAAUGAUGAGAAAACAAAUGGAGAUAUUAAAAAAAAUAAAAUUGACAAUGUUUUUAUAAACCGUUGCAGUAAUAAUUCCUAUGUAAAGGUUAUAAAUAGAACAAAUAGGAUUUAUGAUUAUGUGGAGAAAAUGAUACGACAAAAAAAACAUUUUAUGAUUAAAUAUAAAAAUUAUUAUAUUCAUUAUGCAGAAAAGGUUAUGAAUAUAAAAGAAAUAAAAAGAAAAUAUGAAGAGAACUAUCAUUUUGCCAAGUCAUAUUUGUGUCAUGAUGAUUUAUUAAACAUUAAAAAGGAUACAAUAAUGUUUGUGAAGAAAAAUAUGGAAUUAAAUUAUAGAAAUACAAAUUUGUGUGAACAUAAAAAUAAAAAUGAUAAUAAAAUAUUCAAUGGGACCAAUGGCUUACCUUUUAUUUUAAGUGAGGACAAAAAAAACAUGGAAAUAAAAGAUGAUGAAUAUAAUAAAAUGAUUGAACAAAACAAUAGUCAGUGUUUUAAGGAUGAUAAAGAAAAUGUAAAUCUUGUGGAUAUAAUGGAUAUACAUAAAGAUACAUAUAAUGAUAAUGUUAUAAAUAUAAAUAAGGAAGAUGAUAAUAAGUAUUUAGAUAUGGAUGAUAUACAUAUGAAAGAGAUGAAUUCUAAGGUAGGUCUUAGUUAUAUAUAUUAUUAUAUGAAUAAUAAUGAUAUGUUUAGUAAAAAUGUCUAUAAAAUAUAUAUAAUGAAAAGUGAAGAAAAUUACACACGUCAUAUGAAUAAGGAUAUGGAUGAACAGAGAUGUAUAUAUAAUACUUGUAGUAAUAAAAAUAAUGUCUACUCUAUAAAUCAUUACAGCGGUGGUAUAAAUAUAUGCUUAGGUAAUAAUGUAAAGGGGGAGGAUCAUACCUUUAUUAAUAUGCCGUAUGAUAAAAAAAUGAAUGAAAUAAGGAACAGUACGAAUAAUAAUUAUAAUAAUAAUAUAAAUAGAGAUAAAAAAAAUACACAUUGUUCUCUUAGAAAUGUACGAAUAAUAAAUAUAAAACAUAAAAAUACAUCUUAUGUUACAUGUAAGAACUACCUGAAGAAGGGUAAAAAUUAUUAUGAAAGAAGAAUGUUGAAAAAUAUGAAUUUAAAAUAUAACAUCCUAAAAAUAAAUAAGUAUAUCCUUUCUUGUAACAAUAUUUAUAAAUAUGCAAAAAUGAAAUAUAUACUUCAAAAUGUUUUUAAUAAAAUAUUAACAAAUAAAAAUAUAAAGGAUUAUAACAAAAUAAAUAUAAUUAUAGGAAAAGAAAAAGACAACAACAACAACAACAACAACAACAAUAAUAAUAAUAACAAUAACAACAACAAUAACAACAACAAUAAUAAUAAUAAUAAUAUUCUCAACAUGAAGAAGAAAAAAACAUACAUAUUUUUUAUUAAUAAAACAUAUAAACUUUUUAUACAUAAUUAUAAAAAUAUAUAUUUUAAAUUUGAAAAUUUAAUGAGAAAAAAUUUUGUUGCUAAAUAUGAUUAUAUAUUUAAGAAAUUAUCUUAUUAUAUUACAUUAAAAAAAGAAAUAGAUUUAUGUAAAUUGUAUAUGUAUGAUAUGAAUGCUCUAGAGAUACUAGAUAAGAAUCUAGAUAUACAUAUAAAGGAAAAUAAACUAAUACAAAAUCUACAUUGUACUAUUAAUCUAACAGAAAUAGAAAAUAUAAAAAGACAACUUUUUCAUUUAGAAUAUUCAAAAAUUCAUAGUAGAUUAGAUAAAUCAUUACAUGAAUUGGAAACAAAUAAAUAUAUAUUUUUAAAUCAAAAAAAAAUAACAAACAAACAAAAUGAUCAUAUUUCAAGAUUAGAAGUAUUGAUAAAUCAAUCCAUAAAAAUUAAGGAACAAAUGGAUGUUGAGAAAAAUAUGUACACACACAAAUAUACUCAUUAUGAAAUAUACAAUUCAAAGUUUGCAUAUGGAAAAAUUGCAUACAUGAGGAAUCAUCUGGAAAUAAUGAAAUGCAGAAUAAGCAUCGAACAAAUCGAAAAUGAACUAGAGAAAAAAAAAAUUGAGCGAGAAAUUAUGUUUAUUGAGGAACAGAAGGAAAAGAUAAGAGAGCAAAAAAUAUUUAUUGACGAAGAGAAGAAAAAAAUAAAAGACGAAAAAAUAUAUAUUCAGGAGGAGAACAAAAAAAUGAAUACAGAAAAACUAAUAAUUGAUUUGGAACAAAUAAAUCAUGAGCAAACAAAAAAAAAUAUUACUAAUGAAAAAAUAACUCUUGAGAAAGAAAUCAAAAAUUUUAGUAAUGACAAAA